Messenger RNA from Racocetra fulgida, 1095 nucleotides. The record is from the annotation of a GenBank genome assembly. Lineage: Eukaryota; Fungi; Glomeromycota; Glomeromycetes; Diversisporales; Gigasporaceae.
AUGUCGGUAAUUCUUAAAGAUCUCAAUGAUUAUAUUUCCCCCUCUCAAGCUUGUAUAAAGCCUGUUGAAGUCCAAAAAACCUCAAAGGACAACAACAAUGUGAUUAAAAUUGAUAAUUCUGGUGGAUAUUAUGAAGUUUCACAGGAGGGUAUUGAGACAAAGCUACAACCCGCAAACAUAAGUUUAGAGGAUUAUUUUUCAUUACUUGAAAGCGCUCGUGAAUUUGUUGAGAGAUACCGAAAAUUUCAUGGAAAUCGUGAUCCCUCUUCAUUUCUAGAAAAUGUUUCAAUAAAAAACAAUAGAAUAAAACGUGAAAGUACAUCCUCUAAAGAUGCAACGCAACAUAAAAGUUCGUGUGACAUAUGUUUGCCAGUGUUAGCUUCAUCCUGUCCAGGGUGGAUAUGUUAUGCUGAAAAAACUCAUAAAUUUAUACUACCCUAUAUCAGUGAAACUAAGUCUCCCCAACAAAUUAUGGGUUCAAUAGUUAAAGAUCAUUUAGCAAGUAAAUUAGGAAUAGGGCCAAAUAAUAUAUAUCAUGUUGGAAUCAUGAUGUGUUAUGAUAAGAAACUGGAGGCUUCUAGAUCUGAUUUUUUUAAUGAAGAAUAUCAAACUCGUGACGUUGACUGUGUUUUAACGACCGGUGAAGUAAUUAAAAUGUUUGAAGAACAAAAUUUUAAUAUUAAUGAGAGCCUUGAAAUACCGUUAGACUCAUUUGUUAAAACAAGUAAAGAAGGACAACUUUUACGAUCACCUGGUUCGGCAUCAGGUGGCUUUCUUGAAUUUAUACUUGAAUAUUCCGCACGUGAAUUAUUUGGAAUAACAGGGGUUGAUGUUGAAAAAGAACAAGGUGUUGUUAUUAAGACUGGCAGAAACAAGGACUUUAAAGAAAUCUCUCUUGAGGUUGAUGGCAAGCCAUUGUUAAAAUUUGCUUCUGCAUAUGGAUUUCGAAAUAUACAAAAUAUUGUUCGGAAAAUUAAAAGUGGAAAUAGUCCUUAUCAUUAUAUUGAAGUUAUGGCUUGUCCAUCUGGCUGCAUAAAUGGUGGUGGUCAAUUAAAACCAAAUGAAACAAUACCAAUCAAAGAUUGGAUCAAUGAA